AUGCUUGCUUCCCUCGGAAAACCGAGGGAAGAGAUUCCGUAUGAAAACAGUGAAGAACAGCGAGUAGUUAAAAAACCCCAGUCGCCAAAACUCUAUGAAAACAGUGAAGCACAGCGAGACCGACUUCUUUCGGGGUCGCCUUCAAACAAGCAGAGUAAAUGA
This is a messenger RNA of Trichomonas vaginalis G3, 162 nucleotides long. RefSeq lists its product as uncharacterized. The transcript has a single exon. The record is from RefSeq and is a predicted model, not a curated record. Bases 1 to 162 code for a protein of 53 amino acids. Lineage: Eukaryota; Parabasalia; Trichomonadida; Trichomonadidae.